CCGUCAAGUACACGUGGCGCCAGACUCGUGACCGCUGCAUCAGACUCGCAUCUGCUCUCUCCCAGCUCGGGAUCUCCACCGGCGAUGUGGUUACAACUUUUUUUUUUUUAGCUUGAUUUAUCGCAUGCCUCUUGUUCAAUCUGUUUCAGGGAAAAAGAAUGCGAUGGAAUACGAAGAUGUUGUGGCCAUGGGGAAAUCUGAUUUCGAGGUUAAACGACCAAACGAUGAGUGUGAUCCUAUAUCUGUCAAUUACACGUCAGGUACCACUUCAAGCCCCAAAGGUGUUGUUUAUAGUCACAGAGGUGCUUAUUUGAAUUCUCUGGCUGCGGUUUUGCUCAACGAAAUGCACUCAUCGCCUACUUUCUUAUGGACUAAUCCCAUGUUUCAUUGCAAUGGCUGGUGCUUAUUGUGGGGUGUUACUGCUAUUGGUGGGACUAAUAUAUGUUUGAGGAAUGUAACUGCCAAGGGUAUAUUCGAUAAUAUUUCCCAGCACAAGGUGACUCACAUGGCAGGUGCGCCAACAAUAUUGAAUAUGAUCAUCAACGCGCCUGAAUCCGAGCAGAAACCGCUUCCGGGGAAGGUAUCCUUUAUAACCGGUGCUGCACCACCACCAGCUCAUGUGAUUUACAAGAUGGAAGAGUUGGGGUUUUCUAUGUUCCAUUCCUAUGGGUUAACUGAAACUUAUGGACCAGGCACUAUCUGUACAUGGAAACCUGAGUGGGACUCUUUGCCUAGAGAAGAACAGGCGAAAAUGAAAGCCCGACAAGGCGUUAAUCAUUUGGGGAUCGAGGAAAUACAAGUAAAAGAUCCUGUAACCUUGAGAACUUUGCCAGCUGAUGGUGUGACUAUGGGUGAAGUUGUCUUCAGGGGAAACACAGUGAUGAAUGGUUACUUAAAGAACCCUGAAGCAACCAAGGAAGCUUUUAAAGGAGGCUGGUUUUGGAGUGGUGACUUAGGUGUUAAACACCCCGACGGAUACAUUGAGCUCAGAGACCGAUCGAAAGACAUUAUAAUCUCUGGAGGAGAAAACAUUAGCUCGAUUGAAGUUGAGUCUACUCUGUUCACUCACCCUAACGUUCUUGAAGCAGCUGUGGUUGCGAGGCCAGAUGAGUAUUGGGGUGAGACUGCUUGUGCAUUUGUGAAGCUCAAAGACGGGUCUAAGGUCAGUGCGGAGGAGCUUAUAAGCUAUUGCAGGGACAGGCUUCCCCAUUACAUGGCUCCGAGGAGUAUCGUGUUUGAGGAUCUUCCUAAAACAUCGACUGGAAAAGUUCAGAAGUUUGUUCUGAGGACCAAGGCUAAGGCUUUGGGAAGCUUAUCAAAGAAAAGCGUAAGCAAGUUAUGAAUUGGUAAGCUAUUUUUAUUACUUCCACCCUCUUCGAAAUGUGUGUUAUAAAAUUACUUCUGUCUAUGAGAUCAUGUUGUGUGAAUAAAAAAACUUAACCCAAGUUUGUAUGUUUUCUAAAAUAAAGAAGACCGGGAUGAAAUUGACUUCCGGAAAAUUA
Molecule: messenger RNA, 1502 nt
Organism: Camelina sativa (false flax)
Lineage: Eukaryota; Viridiplantae; Streptophyta; Magnoliopsida; Brassicales; Brassicaceae
Source: RefSeq, a predicted model, not a curated record